This is a messenger RNA of Astrephomene gubernaculifera, 2186 nucleotides long. Lineage: Eukaryota; Viridiplantae; Chlorophyta; Chlorophyceae; Chlamydomonadales; Astrephomenaceae. The record is from the annotation of a GenBank genome assembly.
AGCUGCUGAUGGGGGUGGCUACGGCGGUGGUGGUGGUGGUGGAGGGGGAGGGGUGCGGCGCAACACGGUGAGUCCGGAGGCCCCCUCCUUCUCGCCUCCGCCCCUCGCUCAGCCCAGGCGGGCAUGCACGGAGGCAGGAGACAGCACCGCUGCUGCCGCUGCUGCUGCUGCCGCACGACAGCAGCGCUCGCCGUCGGCUGCUGCAGCAACCCCCCAGGCUCCCUCCGGCUUCCCUCCUCCCGCUGCUACUGCACCUCCUCAUGCUCACCCCCCUCCGCAUGCUCCUCCUCCCGCCGCCCCGCCGGCUCACAUCAUCGUCAUCAGCCGCACCGCCGCCGCGGUUCGCGAGGUGGUGUGUGGACUGCUGGAGUGCGCGCCUCCCAGCAGCACCGUGGUCCUGGUCACACACCAGCAGCACCAGCUGCCCGGGGGGGUGGUGGGCUGCCAGGAGCUGCAGCUACAGCAGCAGCAGCAGGCGGACAGUGCAGCAGCAGGAGCUGCAGCAGCGGUGCCGUAUCUGAGGCAGCAGCUGUUGCCGCGUGCGGGCAGCGGAGCGGGAGGUGGCUGCAUCAGCAGUGGACCCGGAGGGGGAGGGGGAGGAGGGGGAGGCUGUGCGGCUGCUUCAACAAUAGCCUCAGCCGCAGCAGCCGCAACAGCAAUCAUGACGCCGCGUGGAAGCGGCUUGGACCUGUCCUCUUCGACCUCUGCGGCCCCUGCGUUACCUUUCCUGAUGGGGCCCUCAGCUGUGGGCAUGACGGGCCUGACGGCUGCUGCUGCUGCUGCUGCUGCUGCCUCCGCAACGGCAGCGACCCUCCGCAGCACGCUUGGUGUUACUGCUACAGCCACUGCUACUGCUACAGCCGCCAGCAGCACGGCAGCAGCAGCAGCAGCUGCUGCACCGCUCCAAGACCCUCCCACCGCCGGUUACAACAACCGACCCGCAACAGCAACCUACAGCGGCAUGCCACCAUUGGACGGUAACACAGCCAUCCCGAGCGCUGCCCUGCACUACCCUGGCACUAACGGUAACGGUACCGCUAACGGUAACGGUAACAGCACCCCCCCUGCCGUACUUCCCUGCCCCUCGUCCUGCUGGCCGGCGGGUCAGGAGGCGCUGGUGGCUGCGGGUCUUGCGGGUGCCUCCGCGGUGCUGAUAGCGCGGGACGGGGGGCUGCUGCCGCAUGAGGCGGAUGCCACGGCGCUGGCGGCGGUGCUGCAGCUGCACCACACCCUCACCGACCCCACCCGCUCGCCGAUCCGGCGGCCGCAGGGGGUGCAGCAUCAGCCGCAUGUGCGGGAGCGGCAGCAGCGGGCGACGUAUGAGGCGCUGCAUGCGGCCCUGGCGGCGGCGGCAGCGGCGCAGCGACAGCAGCCGCCACAGGAGGAGGGAGGGGAAGAGGGAGAGGAGGGCGGCCCUCCAUUGCCGGUGGGAGCAGCAACCGCAGAACCAGCCUCAGCAGCAGCAGUGGAGAAGGUGGGCCAACCGGGCAGGGCCAAUGCAGCUACCGCCGCAGCACCAGCCGCCGCCACAGCAGCAGCAGCAGCAGCAGCAGCCUUCACAGCGGCCGCCUCCUGCUCAGCCCCCGCGCCGCUGCAUGUGGUGGUAUGCCUGCACAGCACUCGCACCCGGGCCACACUGCAGCACUUCCUAGCGGGGCUGAACGCGCAGCCCCCCUUCACGCUGGAGGCCCUGGUAGCGGAGGAGUACCGAGCACUGCUGCUGGCGGGGGUGGUACGGCAGCCGCAGUCUCACGCCAUCAUGACCGACCUACUCAGCGACCGACCUGGCACCCCGGAGGUGAAGCUGCUGCCCCCGGAGCGCCUGCUGGCUGCAGCCGCCAGCCAGGGACUGACACUGCGGGGCGGGUGCUGUGGAGGCGGCUGCUGCAGUGGCGGCUGUGACAGCAGCUGCAGCGGCGGCGGCGGUGGUGCUACUGCCUGCCAGGAGGGACCCCGAAACCACGAUAAGAACGACAACAACCAGAAUAACAACAACGACGUCACAGCAGCAGCCUGCCACUGUCGCCGUAACGGGUUCGCCCCAUGUGGUGGCCAGCAGCAGCAACAGCUGUCAUGCUUGUGGCCCGCGUGUUGCCCGUCCGCCGGCUUCAGCAGGUUCAGGGAGGUGGCGGCGGCGGCGCGCGCGUGCGGCUGUACAGCCAUCGGGGUUUUGUACGGCAGCGGGG